GUUUACUGCGACCUCACUCGUGCAUCAUUCUGUCUACAACAUCAUGGCCGAGACAGGAAAUAGUUCCAAGUCUCCAGAUCAAGUCUUUACUUCAGCAGACCGCAUACGGCAGCUCAACGAGAUUGACAAGGAUGUCGCUAAACUCAUUCACUCCGCCGGCCUGGCAAUUCAAGCUCUCACCAACACCCGAACUACCGAUUCCCCUCAAGAGGACAAUUCCUUAGCCUCCCACAAGACACGAUUCAAAGAAGCAACAUCGCAGUACUUUGCCCUUCUCUCAUCUAUUGAUGUCCGUCUGCGACGACAGGUGUACGCGUUUGAGGAAGCUGGAAUUCUUGCGCCGGAGACGGCGGCGACGGCGACAAACCCCCGAACAGGCGAGUUGGCGGGAGCCGCUGCGGCAGCUGCGGCAGCCUCGUCGAACCCAUUGGACAUUAGUUGGCUCAACAGCCGGAAGGACACAGUCGGAAAGGACAAGGAGGCGGAGCUGUGGGCUGCAGCAAGGGAAUUUGCCGAGCAGCUCACCCUGCACAAGCCUUCGUCAGCACUUGCGGGGCAGGAAGCGAAGCCGGAGGAUGAACGGGAGGACAUGGAUGUGGAUUGAGAGAGCAGUUGGAAGAAGGAAUACUUGCGUACCUGAGCUCAAACAUGAUCGACCGAUUGACUAUUGCAUAGUGGUGUCGAUGGUGGGAGAAAUGUCGGUGGCCAUCGAGCGGACGAUGGCUUGCUGGAAAGACACGAAUUUAUGAUACCCAAGCUUAUAUAUGCAAUUCUUUUGAAAUUGCAAGACAGUUACUUUGG
This is a messenger RNA of Aspergillus saccharolyticus JOP 1030-1, 801 nucleotides long. Its product is annotated as mediator of RNA polymerase II transcription subunit 11. Gene Ontology annotation, cellular component: mediator complex. The coding region runs from base 44 to 604 and encodes 186 amino acids. The record is from RefSeq and is a predicted model, not a curated record. The transcript is spliced from 2 exons. Lineage: Eukaryota; Fungi; Ascomycota; Eurotiomycetes; Eurotiales; Aspergillaceae. Gene Ontology annotation, molecular function: transcription coregulator activity. Gene Ontology annotation, biological process: regulation of transcription by RNA polymerase II.